UAAUCUGUUUGUGACCAUCAUGAUCUCAGCCAUCAAUAAUUGUUUUGAGGCGUCGUCAUAGAGUUAUCAAUCACGCUAUAUUUCUUUCGUUUUGAUUAGAAACCCGAAUGAUAAUAGCUCAAUCGUUUUAUUUCAAUUCAAAUUUUUUCAUAAUAAACAAAAUCUUCGAAUAUCAUGAACUACGAAAAGAAAUGUUUUGCUCUCCAUCGCCGAUUCAAUGAUGAUGGUUAUGCAACACGAACUACUAUCGAACAGAUGCGCGUUGAAAAAUCUAUUGAACAUCGUUAUGAUGUCUAUUUUGAAAAUGAUAGUGAUGAUGAUGAAUCCGUUCUCAAAAUAAUUUUAUUUCGAGCUGAACAUAUUGAAUAUCUCAAAAAUGGCCUAUUCAAACCUUUGGAUCAUCAUUUUUACGUAUUGGAUACUUCACGUUCGUGGAUGGUCUAUUGGAUUAGUUUGUCAUUGAAUUUGUUAGGCGAAUCUGAUUAUCUAAAAGAGAAAAGUCUUCAAAUUAUUAGCUUCCUACGGAAUUGUGAAUCACCACAUGGUGGAUAUGGUGGUGGCCCAAACCAAGAGCCACAUCUGGCCGCAACAUAUGCAGCUGUGAAUGCCAUAGUAACCAUUGGUAAUGAUAUUGCCUUUAAUUCAUUGAAUCGUGUUGCAAUCGAAAAAUUUCUCCGUCGUAUGCAACAACCAAAUGGUUCAUUUACCUUACAUGAAUCCGGUGAAGUUGAUAUCAGGGGAGCUUAUUGCGCUUUGUCCGUUGCCAAGCUGUUACACAUUCCAACUUAUCCAGAAUCCGAUCUUUUUCACGGUACAGCGGAUUGGAUCCUUUCAUGUCAAACAUAUGAAGGUGGAUUUGGUGCUGCUCCGGGUCAUGAAGCUCAUGGUGGUUAUACGUUUUGUGGUGUAGCAGCGUUAGCUUUGCUCGAUCAACUCGAUCGUUGCGAUUUUGAUGCUUUGAUGCAUUGGACAGCCAAUCGACAGCUUUCAUUCGAAGGUGGAUUCAGUGGACGUACAAAUAAAUUGGUUGAUGGCUGUUAUUCUUUCUGGAAUGGUGCUGUUUUACCGAUUUUGCAGAGUUGGAGGGUAGGCAAAAAUCAAAUGGUCUCGUUAGAUCGUUGGCUAUUUGAUCAGGAAGCAUUACAAGAAUAUGUGUUGAUUUGUUGUCAAAAUCAUCCCGGCGGUGGUCUAGUUGAUAAACCUGGAAAAAAUCGUGAUUUCUAUCAUACCUGCUAUACUUUAUCUGGUUUAUCCAUAGCUCAAAAUUCUUUCAAUAGUCGAAUCGUUAUCGGUGUAUCCGAUAAUUUAGUGGAACCGAUACAUCCGGUAUUCAAUAUACCUUGCCAAUCAUUAGAAGCAUUACGUGAAUAUCUCAAACGAAAGGACAAUCAAGAAGAAUUGAAAUAAACAUUUAUUAUCUGAUUGAUCAAAUGUAAAAA
Messenger RNA from Dermatophagoides farinae (American house dust mite), 1439 nucleotides. It is a transcript of the gene Fntb, whose product is annotated as Farnesyl transferase beta subunit. Gene Ontology annotation, biological process: protein farnesylation. Lineage: Eukaryota; Metazoa; Arthropoda; Arachnida; Sarcoptiformes; Pyroglyphidae. Gene Ontology annotation, cellular component: protein farnesyltransferase complex. Gene Ontology annotation, molecular function: protein farnesyltransferase activity. The record is from RefSeq and is a predicted model, not a curated record.